Messenger RNA from Macrobrachium nipponense, 3939 nucleotides. RefSeq lists its product as uncharacterized. Bases 187 to 2493 code for a protein of 768 amino acids. The transcript is spliced from 5 exons. The record is from RefSeq and is a predicted model, not a curated record. NCBI's taxonomy places the organism in Eukaryota, Metazoa, Arthropoda, Malacostraca, Decapoda, Palaemonidae.
UCCGCCAUGCCACCAGGAGUAAUAUCUAUUCUCAUCUCGGCAACACUGGUGAAACGUUUGCCAUCGAUCUGCGGCUAUAAUUCAUGACAGUGGCCUUUCUCUCAUAUAUAAGAAUUGGGUGGGGGUGGUUCCGCCAGUGGCUGAUAUCUCUCCCCGUUCUCCUGUGUAGAGGUAAGUCUCGCCAUCAUGGCCACUAGAAGUCUAGAGGAUGACGUGAGGCUGGAGUGUCGUCUUCGUCUGGAGGAGCUUCUGGCGGAUGCCGACCCUUGUCUGAUCUGCCGGUAUCCCGAUCUUGUUAGAAUGUAUGCACCGCCUCCGAGUGGACUCGGCGAAGGGAGAGAGGUGCAUCCCGAUGCCCUUAUUGGCAUUGAACGCCUUGAUGGCAUCCCAGCCAGGGCGUGGGUGGUUGGCGCUGAGGAAGGCCGAGGCCACUGCAGGCUAUCACAGCAUUUGGCACAUGCUUGGUGCUCCAGGCAGUCUUCUUUGCCUUCACUGCAUUCAUACAAGGCACUGAUGGCAUUCAACAGUGAGCAAGUGAGCAGUGACGGUUGCUGGGAGGCAGCGAAAACUUUACUACCAGACACUGUCAAGCGGUGGGGUGCAGCUGACGUUGCAGAAUGGAUGGAGGAGAAUCGCCUUCUCAUCAUCGUUGAAGACUUCGACUAUCGCAAGUGCAGAGAAAUGGUUGGAGAGACACUGGAAGAAUGGAGUGGCGCGGACUUCCUGCUCUUGACGACGCCUUCUUACGUUGCAGACACAACCGAGCUUUUAGCCGAACACCUUCCAACGAUCAAGUUUAACGUCCAGAAUGUGGAAGUGAAUCUUAGUCUGCAGUUGUUGAAAGAUCUCACUCUGACUGAAAAGGGGAAAUUUGGUCAAUGGUGCGAAAGUAAAUGGGCUAUAGUCAAAGAGAUCAUCAAUUACCCUGAUUUAAUGCAACCAAUGUGGCAUGCUUGGCAUCACAAAUAUAUCUGUGAUGCUACUACAACCACUACUGAGUUGCUGUGGACCAUAUUAUUAGCUCACAUUGCUCAGAACAUACACAUGGAUAUGGAAUUGGUGCACAAGUGGUUCCAGGCAAUUGGCCAAAAAGCAAGAGAGAGUUUGGAAGAUAGAAAUAGGGAGCCAGUGAAGAAAGAGGAGGUCAUGAAUGCAGCGCAAGAGAUUUUUCCCAGUGGAUUUGCUGAAGAAGUGCUCACUAAAUCUCUGCCAUGCCUGUAUUCAUGGCUUUUGCCGGGAAACAUUUAUUAUCCUCAUCCAGCAAGCAAUUCCUUGCUGCCUGGGAUGUUGAUUUUAAAACUAUUAACAAAAUAUCUAAUAGACGAAGACAGUGUAGUCAUUUACGCAGCGGGGCAUCUUCAUCGCAUUUUAGAACUGCAGCCCCAGUUUAGGGAUGAUAACGUGACUCGCUGCGCUCGAAAUUUGAUCUUGCAUAUGGACAGGGCGAAAGAUAGAUUUGAAUACAUUCUAAGGGUCAUCUACGAAAUCCAUAGUCAAUCCCUGGAUAGUGGACAUAUUCAAAAAGGAAAUUGUAUUUCAUUUCAGCGUCACUGGGAAGUUCACGACAAAGGGAUGAUACCAUCUUCCAUAGAAACCCUUUUGAAAUUCGAGACCCCAGCCAAGAUCCUUCUGCUCAUCAGCAAAAAACGGGAAGCUCCUGACCUAGAAGGGAUGGUCAAUCUACUCUCUAGGAAUACAAUACCGAUGUGCUUGCUCGAGUCAAAUCAUCUCGAAUGGGAGAGCCCCUCCACAACAGACGAAUACAUCAAGAUUCUGCAGGAGGGGAAUGCUGCAGUGGAGGAUGUUAUUGGCUGCCUGAAAAGCGAUACCAUCCUUAGCUUGGGACAAAAUGCCAUGACACGCAACUUAGUUUGCUUGCGAGCUCGCCUGACCGAUCUCGAAAGUGUCAAGGCGCUGUUCGAUUGCCCUCAACACCUGCCUUGUCUGUUAUGGCUUGAGGCAGAUUUCGACCUCCCUCUCUCUCAACUUGAAGACCUCGAGCUCCCUCAAGUCAACACAGGUUUGAUGGAUGUCUGCUUUAAGGAGACCCAUGAUGAAGACAUCCCUUUUCUUUGUAAGUUUCUGAGCACCAUAAGGAAAAAUUAUUCCGGCAUUCACCUCACGAGGAGCUCGGUCACUCCCCAGGGAGCGAAGGAGCUUUUAAAACAAUUUUAUAAGCUUGGCAUGAAGAUGUCAGUGGACAUCGCUAUCGUCAAUCGCUAUAGACGAUGGAGGUUCUUCAUUUUGUCGACGAUCCCCAAGACGGAUGAGAUGACGCAAGAGAAAGUGCAGCAUCUCUUGGGCUAUGACGACCGCCACCAUUACAAUGACAACGAGGUCUUCUCCAGCGCGGUUGCUGAUCACGAAGAGGCUGAUGCUUUGGCGCACUUCUUGGGGCUCAUGAAGGAUGUGCUCUGCUUCAGAUACGCCUGUAGUAAUUACCUGGUUGUUAAGAGUUGUAAUGGAAGUAUUGAAGCCAAGAAAUUAAUGUGAGUUCUUGUGUCUAGAGUAUUUUAUUUGCAUCGGUCAUGCAAAUAUCAACCAUGUAAGCAUGAAAAGUUUACAAAACUCUCAUUUGAUCUUUGAUCUAGUCUGAAAUAGGAUAUGUCUCACCUAAAUAUGAGUAUGUAUUUAGAUAUCUUCCAUUUUAUAAUUUUGUUGAAGACUGCAGUUGAAAACAAUAGAUGGCUUUUUAUUUUAAACGUAAACCUUAUUACAAAAGGAGAGGAAAAUCUUUCAUAUUGAUUUUACUAUGAUUAGGAAAAUAAAGGAGGUUUAAUUUCAAACAAUAACUAGGUAGGCGAGUUGGGGUCAUUUUCGUGUCUGAAGACAGUCUGAACCACCACAAACCACGGCAAGUUGAGCUAAAAAUAUUGUUUCCAAGAACAGUCACUUACCAAGUUUUUGUGGCAUGCACAAUGUUAAGACUAUUCAAGCAAAGACUUCUCUGGUUACGUUACUUCGACAAGCAUGGAGUAAAUAUCACAAUUCGUAUCCUUUGCAAUAAACUAGGGGUAGCCAUAUUAUGCAGCCGAUUGUAACAGCCUCUUGGAUACAAUAAACAAAAUACUUAAUCUGUUCAGGGGAAGGAUUGGUCUAUGAAUGUGUGUGUUUACAAUGUGUUUUGAAUAUCUUUUUCACAUCAUUAUGAUGCUUCAUAGCUACAAAAAAUAGCAUGUUCUCCGCCCGCACACCUGUUUCAUUUCCCACAUACUACAUUUCCCAUAUCAUCUCCGAUUCCCACCACUAACCAUCGCAGGACUACCAUAUAUGGCAGCCUCAUAUCUGCCAUGAUUGCUUCUUAUUCAAAAAUAUAAUGUCCUCAGGUCGUUUUUUUUUUCUUUUUACCCGCAUGUUUCUUAGCAGGAAUAUAAGUUGGCUUUAAGUAUAAACCCAAAUCUGGGCCCGAGUUCCUCACUGAACGAGUAGGUUGCAUACUCACCUAUUGAUCUGGCAGCCUGAGUUCCCUUGCUGCUGGCACUGAUGCAGAAUUAGAGGAAUUCAUUUCUGAUGAUCAAAAAUUCACUUCUCGAUAAAAUGUGUUUUGGAUCACUCAACAAGCUGUAGGUCCCUUCGCUAGGUAACCAGCGGGGUUCUAGCCACGUAAAAAUGAUCUAAUUCUUUGGGCCAGCCCUAGGAGAGCUUUUAAUCAGCUCAGUGGUCUGAUUAAACUAAGAUUUACUUAAUUUAACCAAAUCUAGGCCUACUGCUUAAGCAACGGUUUUGUAUGAAUAAGGUCCAUAUCUUAUUGUCCUUUUCAAAACGUUGCAACAGUCAUCGUAGACCGUUGGACGCUUGUGUUGAGAGACUAGUGAAUUAUUCAAAUCCCUUGCAUAGAUAACUUUCAUUUGUCUACCUGUGCUUUCGUACUUUGGCGCGCGUUCCUAACAACACUUGCUGCCAUGGAUACUAAUGCAAGGCCUGGUGUUGGAGGGAAUU